Messenger RNA from Miscanthus lutarioriparius, 1698 nucleotides. The record is from the annotation of a GenBank genome assembly. NCBI's taxonomy places the organism in Eukaryota, Viridiplantae, Streptophyta, Magnoliopsida, Poales, Poaceae.
AUGGACGAAUCUUCCUGUAGGUCCACUACCCCAGUUGGGUUUCUUAGAAGAGGUUCUGGCAUUUCAUUGAGAAAUCAAAGCAAUGAGGAUAGGCCAAGCCAGUACAACAAGCAGCCAGGGAAGAGUUCAAAUCUCAAUCCUGUAAAAUCACGGUUCACUGAAAAUAAAGAGAAGCCAAGGUAUUUUCAAGGGCCAUUUCAUUCAUCAGGCUCCAGGGCAUCAUCUGUAAGCUCUUCAAAAGCUCCUGUUAGAAAAUAUUGCGAUGAGAGACAAAAACGGCCCUUUUUGGCAGAGACAGACAUUGCUGAAAGCAGUAACAGAAGAACUGAGGUUAGACGCCUACAAAGUGGCAAGAAAGCUUCUGUAUUUGGCGAUGGGCAUCCAUACAUGCAGAAGGGUACAUCAAAAGCUUCAUCAUCCUCAACAACUACUGAAGGAAGCUUGCCAGAAGAGCAUGAUCUUGGAGUUUUAGAUGUUUCUGGUUCUUCAGGGAGUUCUGCACGUGCAGUUAAUUCGAGAAAUACUGCAUUGAAUGCUAUGGCACAUAGGCAAAAGGAUAAAGAAGAAUUGAAUUCAGGUAGACAUCAAGGUGCUUCCACUUUUGUUCGUCGGCAUACUUUACAAACUACUGGUGUCAGGUCAUCAACUGCCCCUGGCACUACCAUUACUGGAGCACAGAGACGUGGCCUAAAAAAUCUUGGUUGCACUUCAAUAUCUGAGGUUCUGCCUUCAGGAUGUUCUUCAUCUGAUUCUGUCCGUGAUAGGAGGGUCGAAGUUACAAAGAAGAGAACUUCUGAUGCAGAAAGUUCUUCAAGAUCAAGGGGAAUAAGUGAACAAUCUAAUUUAAGUCAGCCGCGUGCUAGUUAUCCUGGCAGUACUGGUCCUAGAGCUAGAGCUGUUGAACAAUUAGCUUCUCAACAAACAGCAAGGACCGAUAGCAGAAGUAUUCAGGAUCCUACAGAUUUGAUAAGGACUAGACGACCUUUUACUCUGCGUGCCAGGGAGAGGAUGAUACCAGGUGAAAGAGAGGACAGCGUAUUUGCUCUGCAUGAGACUGUUGCAAGCGUUCAUCCAGAAUGCGGUCAUUUUCACACGGAUGGUACUCCCCCAGAGAGAUUAGGAAGACCCUUUUAUGCAGAAUUACCUCAUGCAAUUUAUUCAUCUAAUCGUCAAGGCUCAACUAGUCAGACAGCAAGGAGAAGAUCUACGUCUCGUACUGAGGAAAGCCCCCAACGGAUGUUCCAUGCAUUGGAUAUGAUUGAACAUGAUGAUGAAUUGACUUAUGAGCAACUGCUGGUGCUAGAAACUAAUCUGCUCUUAAGUGGCCUUGAUUUGCACGAUCAGCACGAAGAUAUGAGAUUGGAUAUCGACAAUAUGUCAUAUGAGGAACUACUUGCUUUGGAAGAUCAUAUUGGCUCAGUGAGUACUGCCCUUACUGAAGAGCAAUUUGCCAAGUGUGUAAACCAAAGCGUACACGAAGGAAGAAAUUCUGGUAGAGAUGUGAACAAGAUUGCAGCAGAUGAUGUGAAAUGUAGCAUAUGUCAGGAGGAAUACGUGGAAGGUGAAGAGAUUGGUACAAUGCAAUGUGAACAUCAGUACCAUGUGUGCUGUAUUCACGAAUGGCUUAGACAGAAGAACUGGUGUCCAAUAUGCAAAGCUUCAGCUAUACCUUCAGAGAUGAACAAGGGAGACGCAUGA